AUAAAAAACCCGCGGGUGCUAUGUAACAUCUACAAUUUAAGAAAUAAUGUCUUUGUUGUGAUGUUUUUUUUAUUGUAUAUUUGUAAUAGUUUUCCCAAGAGUAUUAAUGUAUUGUGUGAAGUAUUUCGCGCGUAAAAUAUUUAACUAAAUUAGUGAUAUAUUUUUAUUGGAAACUAUGCCUCCUAAAAAAAGGGAGAAACCUACUGAAAAAGAAACAAGUACAGAUCAAAUUAAAACUGAAAGAGAGCUCUUCUUACAAGCGUUUGAAAAACCUACACAAAUUUACAGAUUUCUGGGAACACGCCAAAUAAAUUCUCCCUUGUUCCUUCAAAGAUGCUUGUCUUAUAUGAAACAUCGAAUGUCAAGAACUCAUGCUAAAAGGAAAUUCUUUAAGGUUGACAGCAUUUUAGAAAGAGUAACUGCCCGGCACAGAGCUCUUGCAUCUGAAAGGCCAUCUGGUCAUUUAAUAAUAACAUUUACUGGCUACUAUGAUAAAAUGUAUAAAGGAUCUGGAGAUACGGUAUGUGUAGAAGCCUCUCUCUCUAAAAUAUGUCACAAAAAGAGGAAAGACGUUUCCUCCCCAGCUAUUCAAAUGUCAGUAGGGAAAUGUGAAGUGCAUAGAAAUCCUGAUAUGAACAAUCCUCCUGCUAAAGUCACUGCCAUAUCUGUACCAAAUGAUAAUUUUAAUAUAAGCAAUGGUAAUCUAGUCAAGUCAUAUGUUCUUUUAUUGCGUGUCACAUGUCCAGUUAACCGAAUGAAGCUAAAUGGAUUUUGCAAUGGAGAUAUUUCAGAUGUCACAGAUGAGCCUGCUCAGAAGAAGAGAAAAAGCUUAAAAAAUCAGUCAGAGGAGGUUAGAAUUUAUGGUGCUGAACUAGUUGUCUAUGACAAGCAUCAAAGAUGUUUACUCACAGAUGGUGAGUACCAACUAGUGUUGCAAGAACUAGGGCAAAAAUCGUCACCCAAGAAGCUAUCUUCAUGGGAAACAUUUCCUGAUAGUAAAGAUAAGACAUUAAAUCUUGUAGAUGUAUUUGGCAAAGGUCCUUUGGUUACAUUCCAUCUACAAUGGAAGGAUAAUUUAGUUUCAGGAAUGGUAGAUAGACCCCUACCAUCAGCUCGACCGGAUGAUCUACUUAAUCUUGAUGGCUUAAGCAGUUUAAAGCAAGAAUCUGUAUUGCAAGAAAGAGGCAAAAAGACUAGAGUUUAUUAUCAGUUUUUAUAUAAUAACAAUACCAGACAACAAACUGAAGCUAGGGAUGAUUUUCAAUGUCCUUGGUGUCGAGUAAAUUGCAUGGAGCUGUAUUGUUUAUUGAAGCAUCUAAAACUAUGUCAUAGUCGUUUUAAUUUUAAUUAUGUGAUUUUAUUAAAUCAUAGUAAAUUUAAUCCUAAUUAUGUGCCACAUUCACGAGGAGCUCGUAUUGAUGUCUCUAUCAAUGAAUCCUACGAUGGUUCUUAUGUUGGAAAUCCAAAUGACCUUCACUCCACUGGUUUUGCCUUUAGCAGAACAGGUCCAGCAAGGAGAAAUCCAGUUACUCAUGUAAUUGUGUGUCGUCCUAAAAGACCUGCACCAAGUCUGUCUGAGUUUCUUGAAGCAGAAGAUAUUGAGCCUGAUGGUCAUCGCUCAUAUAUUUCUGGCCAUAACAGAUUGUAUUACCAUACAGUUACAUGCCUAUCUGUAAGACCUCAAGAAAUAGAUAUUGACUCAGAAUCUGAAAAUGAUCCAACCUGGCUUAGGAUUAAAACUCAACACAUGAUUGAUGAAUUUACUGAUGUCAAUGAAGGAGAAAAAGAACUGAUGAAAAUGUGGAACCUUCAUGUUAUGAAAUAUGGAUUUGUGGGUGAUUGUCAAAUUCCUCUUGCUUGCUCUAUGUUCAUUGAAGAACAUGGUUUGAAGAUAGUUACCCAGAGGCUGUAUCGUAAUUUUUUGCUACACUUGUGCAAUCUUUUUGACUAUGGUCUGAUUAGUGCAUCUGUAGUGUAUCACACAAUGCACCAACUUAAUCAGAUUAGAGAUGAGAUUGAAAACAAGAACUGUCUUUUAUGGUCAUCAUAGCAUUUGGAAUAUCUAGCGUUUUUAUACCAUAGCUCUUUCACUUUAUUGCUGAAACUAUUUCUUGAAUUGUAAAAUUUUCUUUCUUUUUUUUCUUUCUUUUUUUUUUGUACCAGACUUGCAUAAUGUUCUUAAGGUUUCUAAAAAUUAGGGAUUAUCUAUUUUAGUGAAAUUUUUUCUUAUGGAGCAACAUUAUGAUGAUGUAUUCACUUAAAAAAAAAAAAAAUUUUUUUUUCUGUUUCUAAUUUUAUCUUAAAUUUAAAUUCCUUUAACUUCGUAAGAUUGAAUUGAACUUUCCUAAAUUAACUUGUUAAACUGUAUUUAAAAUUUUGAAAGUAUUUAUGUCUUAAAAGUAUUGACUUUGAUAUAAUUUGGUUGCAUGGUGUUAGAACUACUUUUACAUUUACUGUGAUUUUCUUUUCUUUUAAUCUGAUGUUAGUUUUAGAGUUAACAUUUCCUUUUAAAUGAUUAUCUUUGAUAAUUAACUGGUACAGUAUGUUUACUUUCUGUUUCAGUCAAAGUGACUUUUUUUUGUUACAUUUUUUAAACAUAUGCAUUUCUAAAGAAAUGCCACUUCUUUGACUAUGAAAUAUACACAUUAAAUGUGAUCACAUUUGUGGACAUAUUUUGCAACUCUGACUUUAUAGUAUGUGUGUAAAUGAAAUUUUAUGUCACUCAAAGGUAAUUAAAACAUACAUACUUUAUUUUUAACAGAUAUCAUGCCAUUGUGACGUAUACUUCUAUUGUGACAUUUUUUAUAAUUUACAAUAUAUGAUGAGUUUUCAUUGUGAUUGCCCUGUUACAGACAUUUAAAUAAAAGAACCAAUUUUAAAUUUAGGAAGUGAAUUUAUUGAAAUUGUAUGAUAUCUAUUUAUAUUUUGAUUUUUAGAAGUAAAAUGCAUUUUUAUAAUGGUUGUGUUCAACACUGUUUGUGUAUUUAUCCUAUAAACAAAGUUUUUAAAUAUUAUAAAUUUUGAAUUUUUUUUUAAAAUUGUGCUUUGAUGUUAAAAUAAAUGUUAGAAAUGUGAAAAAGUGUCUAGUAAUGUUAUGUAACUUACAAUUAUAUCUGCCCGUAGAUUAUAGAUUUAUGUUAAUUUUUAAUCUUUGAUUGAGAGUCUAAGCAAUACAAAUCAAAAUCUUCUGUAAAGAUAAAUUUAUAAACUAGCUUAAAUUUCUAAGAUUAAAAUAUUGACUUUUAAUUAUUUUAAUAUAUUUUUAAUUUCUGUGUCUUCUAUGCUGAUCUGUGCAAACAUCUUUCUAAUAAUAAUGCAGAACUGCAUUAAAUUAUAUUGUUUAUUGUAAUAACAUAAGUAGGUACAAAUUAGCAUAUCAGGAUGGCCACCCACCUUGAAACCUGGAAUUAUACUGAAAAAGUCAGUGAAAUUUUCUAUAAAAACCUACUAAAAUCAAGGAACAAGGAUUUUUUUUUAUUUUUUCAAUUUUACUAAUUUUCUUAAUUUAAAUUAUUUUAUCAUCUGUUAUACCCACUUUUUUUAAAUGAAAAUUUAUCGCCAAAUUAAAAGUAUUUAAAUAAAAAAUUAAAGCAGUGGAAUAUAAUAAUUUAUUCUGAAAUUUCUGAAAAAUAAACUUUUCCUUUGUUUUUAAAAUAUUCCAUGCAGUUUUGCUAAGAAUAGAUUAUACAUCUUAUUAUUAAAUACCCAUUCUGAAAUAUUCAUUUUAAUUAAUGAAUAGAGCCCUAUUUCACGAAAAGUCAUAAGUUUACUUACACUUUUGGAAGCUAUUGUGAAUAUAAAUAUUUAUUGAUUUAUAAUUGCCUAGAAUUGUUUUGUUUUUUUAUUGCUUAAUGAAAAUAUAUUAAACAAUACUUAUCCAAAGUAUUUUUGGACACUCUGUAUUUGCCAUUUGGUACACUUUGUGCAAAAACUACUUAAAGUAACACUUUAAAACAUUUUUUAUUUAAUAAAAACAAUGUAUCAUCCAAGCUAAACAUAUUAUUUUCUCCACAUGUCUUAAUUUUUUAAAAAUUAAUGUUGUACCAAAACAUUUAAAACAAGAAGAAGAAAAAAUCUUGCUAAGUUGUUAAAAUAAAUUUAGUCUAAUUAUUUUCUCCAUAUGUCUUAAUUUUUUAAAAAUUAAUGUUGUACCAAAGCAUUUAAAACAAGAAGAAGAAAAAAUCUUGCUAAGUUGUUAAGAUAAAUUUAGUGUAAUUAUUUUUUCAACAUGAUAUAUUAAAAAAAUAACAUUUUAAAUAAAACACUUUACAAUAUUGACAUUUUUCUUGUACACAUCCUACUCUUCAUGAGAAGAGCUGACCUUAAAAUUUUAAGAAUUUUAUCUGG
Messenger RNA from Parasteatoda tepidariorum (common house spider), 4347 nucleotides. It is a transcript of the gene Su(z)12, whose product is annotated as Polycomb protein Su(z)12. Lineage: Eukaryota; Metazoa; Arthropoda; Arachnida; Araneae; Theridiidae. Gene Ontology annotation, cellular component: nucleus; ESC/E(Z) complex; RSC-type complex. The record is from RefSeq and is a predicted model, not a curated record. Gene Ontology annotation, molecular function: chromatin DNA binding.